Molecule: messenger RNA, 1557 nt
Organism: Mercenaria mercenaria
Lineage: Eukaryota; Metazoa; Mollusca; Bivalvia; Venerida; Veneridae
Exons: 1
Coding region: 439-1116 (225 amino acids)
Source: RefSeq, a predicted model, not a curated record
CACAUUUAAACAGCAAACAUAAACUGAGACUUAAAAUCAUGCAUUAAAACGGAAAGUUAAAUUAUACUUAAAUGCACACAUACUUGAAAACGAUUUAAAAGCGUUGUAAAUGCCUCUGAUAUAAAACAUACAAACGAAGUAAUAAGGAAUACAAAUUGAAAUAACAUGCAAUUUAUGAGAUGAAAAUAUAAAAGGAAGUUCCUACAGGUGUAUUUAACAGCGAUUUAAAUACCUGACAGAUAUCAAAUUCAAUGAUACAACCAAAUAAAAGAAAAAAUAAUACACGCACAGGAAUUUAAUCUAAUGCAAAAAAACAUCUGGAAAUAGCAUGCAAAUUAUGCGAUAAAAAUAUAUAUGGACAAAAUGGAAAGCUCCUCAAAAUAAUGUGAGUUUCUACGGAAUUUUUUCACCUAGUAAACAGAAGAUUCAUUAUUGAAAAUGACGGUGGAUGAAGAAAUAAGUCCAGGGAAGUCUGACCGAAUUCCUCCGCCGCUAAACAACGCAUGUGUUCCGGAUAUUUACAAUAAACUGGACGCGAAUGCAAUAGAAAAAACAAAAGUACUAAAUAUGCAGUUGUCAUUUAGACUUAAAAUUCAGGAAAAAGUGCUUUCUAAAUACCGAAAUGCUGUAGAACAAAGGUAUACACGUGAGAGAAACAAACUGCGGAUGGAUUUAAGGAAUAUUGGCCGACGAAUGCCAAAUUAUGCGGAUAUACCGCGUUUAGAAACUAAAGUGAAAAAGUUACGUAAAGAAAAGAAAGUCAAAAGUGCUCAAAAACAUGGUUGUGUAUUCACAACAGAACCUUUGGAUAUGAAAGGGAUAUCUGAAAAAGAUGAGAAACCAUUCUGUAAUAGAUUUUUAACACAUCACCUGCCGACGAAAUCUCGGUUUUACCAGGAUGUCUUACAUUCGGUGAAAAAAGGCAUGAGUAUGCCGGACUUGAGACCCAGGCCGAGUGACCGGUAUAGGAGAGUAAUACCAAUCAAAUCACAUCAUCUUUCACAGGAUUCUCUGACUCCAAAACUUCUACCCGUUAUUAAAUCAUUAGACGAUAGCUAUGUAUCAUCAAAAUCUCGGCUAGUCGAUUUCGACGACGACGAUAUUAAAACAAUUUGAAACGAAUUAUUUCGUCGUACAAAAUAGUUUCGAUUUACCGAGCGAUGUCCUGAAUGUAUAAAAUGUAUACAUUCAUAUAAUAAGAGGUGUUGAUGGUACUUUGUGCAUUUUUCUUCAACAAUAAGUUUUCAGUGGAUCUUAGUAUAUAAUGUGCUCUCCAAAUCGCGAUAUACUAGUCUUGUUAGGUUGUAGAAUUGUUUUCUGUGAGUGUUAAAACCACUUUUAGAUUCUUCGUACCGUUGUUUUUACAAUCAAAAUGCACACACAUCUGUGUUACUGAGUAUAUGAACAACCAAGGUGCCACGAGUCCUGAAUAUGUGAUAAGCCACUUCUUCAUUACUUUCAUCUUAAUGAAAAAGUCAAUAAUGUUAAAAAAAUGUUACAAUUUUGUUUAUUUUAUAGUGUGUUUUAUUUUUCAAUAAAGUAAAGGAUUUCAUGUGA